Molecule: messenger RNA, 2723 nt
Organism: Chlorocebus sabaeus (green monkey)
Lineage: Eukaryota; Metazoa; Chordata; Mammalia; Primates; Cercopithecidae
Source: RefSeq, a predicted model, not a curated record
UCUAUCUUCUUUGUACAGCAAGUACAUUAGCUGAAAUCAUAAAUGAAAGACUGACAAAAUAAAUGUCUCAGUGAAUUUCUAAAGACUACACCCCUAAGUCCUUUGCUCUAAUGUGCUUUUUAGGGUGACCCUAAGAAUGACUCCUGGAUCUUCGCCCUGGCUGUGCUCCUGUGCAGCACCUUCGUCUACAACAGCAUGAGCACCAUCAACCACCAGGCCCUGGAGCAGCUGCAUUAUGUGACAGAGCUCACAGAACUCAUUAAGGCAAAGUCUUACCCAAGGCCUGAUGGAGUAGAAGAUUCCACAGAGUUCGUGAGUUUCUUUCCAGACUUUAUUUGGACUGUACGGGAUUUCACUCUGGAGCUGAAGUUGAAUGGUGACCCUAUCACAGAAGAUGAGUACCUGGAAAAUGCCUUGAAGCUGAUUCAAGGCAAGAAUCCCAAAGUUCAAACAUCCAAUUUGCCCAGGGAGUGCAUCAGGCUUUUCUUUCCAAAACGGAAGUGUUUUGUCUUUGACCGGCCAACACAUGACAAAGACCUUCUAGCCAAUAUCGAGAAGGUGUCAGAAAAGCAACUGGAUCCCAAAUUCCAGGAACAAACAAACAUUUUCUGUUCUUACAUCUUUACGCAUGCAAGAACCAAGACCCUCAGGGAGGGAAUAACAGUCACUGGGAAUCGUCUAGGAACUCUGGCAGUGACUUACGUAGAUGCCAUCAACAGUGGAGCGGUGCCUUGUCUGGAGAAUGCAGUGAUAACUCUGGCCCAGCGUGAGAACUCAACUGCCAUGCAGAGAGCAGCCGACUACUACAGCCAGCAGAUGGCCCAGCGAGUGAAGCUCCCCACAGACACGCUCCAGGACCUGCUGGACGUGCAUGCGGCCUGUGAGAGGGAAGCCAUUGCAGUCUUCAUGGAGCACUCCUUCAAGGAUGAAAACCAGGAAUUCCAGAAGAAGCUCGUGGAAAUCACAAUGAAUAAGAAGGGGGAUUUCUUGCUGCAGAAUGAAGAGUCCUCUGUUCAAUACUGCCAGGUUAAACUCAAUGAGCUCUCAAAGGGCCUAAUGGAAAGUAUCUCAGCAGGAAGUUUCUCUGUUCCUGGAGGGCACAAGCUCUACAUGGAAACAAAGGAAAAGAUUGAACAGGACUAUUGGCAAGUCCCCAGGAAAGGAGUAAAGGCAAAAGAGGUCUUCCAGAGGUUCCUGGAGUCACAGGUGGUGAUAGAGAAAUCCAUCUUGCAGUCGGAUAAAGCCCUCACUGAUAGAGAGAAGGCAGUAGCAGUGGAUCGGGCCAAGAAGGAGGCAGCUGAGAAGGAACAGGAGCUUUUAAAACAGAAAUUACAGGAGCAGCAGCAACAAAUGGAGGCUCAAGAGAAGAGUCUCAAGGAAAACAUAGCCCAGCUGAAGGAGAAGCUGCAGACGGAGAGAGAACAGCUACUGAGAGAGCAGAAUAUGAUGCUGGAGCACAAGCUGAAGGUCCAGAAAGAUUUACUUGAUGAAGGAUUUAAGAAGAAAUGUGAGGAGAUGAAUGCAGAGAUAAAUCAACUAAAACAUAUGAUUGAUACUACAAAAAAUGAUGAUACUUCCUGGAUUGCGCAUACCUUGGACAAACUUGUCAAUGAGCUACCUUCAAUAUUGUCUGGUCCUGCUAAAUUAAUUGGUCAGGUUGUCAAAGGUGUGAGUUCGCUCUUUAAAUAGCAUGAGUUCCUCUAUUAAGGAUAUUAUAGAUCAUACAUAUAUGCUUUGCACUAUUUUUGAUCCUGAUCUGUAUGUUUUUCAUUUUCAUUCAGCAAAGUUUUUUUUUUUUUUUUUUUUUUUUUUCAGAGAGUCUUACUCUAUCGCCCAGGCUGGAGUGCAGUGGUGCAAUCUCGGCUCACUGCAUCCUCUCCCUCCUGGGUUCAAGAGAUUCUCCUGCUUCAGCCUCCCUAGUAGCUGGGAUUAUAGGUGCACACCACCACACCGAGUUAAUUUUUGUAUUUUUAAUAGAGACGGGAUUUCACCGUGUUGGCCAGGCUGGUCUCGAACUCUUGACCUCAAAUGAUCCACCCGCCUCGGCCUCCCAAAGUGCUGGGAUUACAGGCAUGAGCCACCACGACCGGCCCUCAUUUAGCAAAGUUUUAAACAUAAAAGGUGCUUGUUAGAGGAUAUCAGUGCGUGGCCCACAUGAGAUAGAAGGGAUCCAUACACACUUUGAAAAACUAUGUUCACUUUUAGGAAAUAUAAUUUUGAAAAAUCAUUUACAUACCAGAGGUCCACUGGGCCAUUGCUUUUAAUGGCAAAAUAUUGGAAUGUACUUGAAUGUCCUUCACAUAAGAUUGGUAAGAUAAAUUUUAGUAUGUGCAUGUACUGGAAUACUAUAUAGCCAGUAUACAAAUUGACAGUGAAGCUCUCUUUAUACUAGUAAAGAAUGGUCUUGAAGAGAUAUUGUAAAAUGAAAAAAAAAAAAAAAAACCAAGUUGUAAAGCAAUGUAGAUUAUCUUAUCACCAAGGAAAAAAAUGCAAUUAUUAUAUACAAGCAUGCAAAUAUAUCUCUGGAAAGAUUAAUGAAAAUCUAUUAUUAUUAGCUCCUUCUGGGAAGAACCAGGUGAAUGUAGAGGUUGAAGGACCACAUACUCUUCACUUUAAACUCUUGAAUUUUGUAAGGAAAUCUUAUUUUACCUAUUCAGAAAUAAAUAAGAAAAUGUAAGAGACAAUGCUAAUAAUGAUAACAAGAAAAAAAUGGUGAAAUUGGC